Messenger RNA from Pestalotiopsis fici W106-1, 1422 nucleotides. RefSeq lists its product as uncharacterized. The transcript has a single exon. The record is from RefSeq and is a predicted model, not a curated record. Gene Ontology annotation, cellular component: nucleoplasm; nucleolus. Bases 1 to 1422 code for a protein of 473 amino acids. Lineage: Eukaryota; Fungi; Ascomycota; Sordariomycetes; Amphisphaeriales; Sporocadaceae.
AUGCCUGCAAACUCCCAAUCGACAUCCGUCAAUUCCACCUCUGGACCUCCAGCGUGGCUUUUCUCCAAUAACAGUAACAGCACGAGCACGACCGCUGCCGCAUCUGCUACAAACUCUUCUUCCAACAUGGCCAAGACCAAGAAGGUUUCCAAGAAGGAGGCUCCGUCGGCAGCCUCUGCUGGCGCCCCUCCUGCCCAGCUGAUGGAUCUGGUCGAAGACUUCUUGUCUGGCUCAGGCUUUGCCGAUGCCCACCGCGAGUUCAAGAAGCACCGAGCCGAUAAGGGUUGGAAGUCAGAGGCCGACAAGAAGAAGAAGAAGGAUCAGAAGAAGGGCCACCACUCGCUUGUCAGCGUCUUCCAGACAUGGGAGACCUUCUCCAACAAGGAUGCCACCCCCGCCGUCGCCAAGAAGGAGAUUCUCGAGGUUACCAAGGUCAGCAGCAGCAGCGAGAGCGACUCGAGCAGCGAUAGUGACAGCGACUCCGACUCUGACUCCGACUCGGGCAAAGAUGUCGACAUGGCCGAUGCUCCUGCUGCCAAUGAUGAUAGCGACUCCUCGUCUAGCUCGAGCUCGAGCUCCAGCUCUAGCGAUAGCUCGGAUAGCGACAGCGACAGCGACGAUGAAGCUGCAAAGGCCCCUGCAAAGCCGGCUACAACCAACCGCCUGAAGCGCAAGGCCAAGUCUGACAGCGAGAGCUCUUCUUCCUCGUCCGAGUCAGACUCUGACUCCAGCUCAGACUCCGAGGACGAAAAGCCCAAGGUCAAGAAGGUCAAGACUGCCUCGAGCGACUCAUCGUCUUCCUCAUCCGACUCGUCUGAUUCCUCUGACUCCUCCGACUCUGAUUCUUCCGACGACGAGGCUGCCAAGGUCAAGACUGAAGCCGCUCAAGACAGCUCCGACUCAUCUGAUUCGUCCGAUUCCGACUCGUCCUCUGACUCUGACUCCGACUCUGAAUCGGAAGCCGAGGUCGCCGCCAAGGUCCCUCUGCCCGAGUCUGACAGCGACUCGUCCUCUAGCAGCGACUCGGACUCUGAUGCCGAAGAUGUGAAGAAGGAGGUCAAGAAGGAAUCUGCUGCCAACGGCACGGGCUCUGAUACCUCUGCCACACUGGGCAAGGCCUCUCCCGAGUUUGCCCCUCUGCCUCCGGACCCAACUACAUUCAAGCACAACAACAGAGGAAAGAAUGGCAACAAGCGACCACAGAACGAGCCCUUCUCGCGCAUUAAGAAAGACGUCUAUGUUCAUAACGAGUUGUCAUCCAACGCCUAUAUCCAGGACGGCUACGGUCAGAAGGCUCACGAGGACCUGAUUGUCACUCGGGGCAAGGGCUUCACCAAGGAGAAGAACAAGAAGAAGCGUGGUGCCUACAGAGGUGGUCCGCUCGACAUCAACAGAAGCCAAAGUUUCAAGUUCGAUGACUAG